Messenger RNA from Toxotes jaculatrix (banded archerfish), 1383 nucleotides. RefSeq lists its product as uncharacterized. The record is from RefSeq and is a predicted model, not a curated record. Lineage: Eukaryota; Metazoa; Chordata; Actinopteri; Toxotidae. The transcript has 4 exons. Gene Ontology annotation, molecular function: methyltransferase activity; 2-oxoglutarate-dependent dioxygenase activity; protein binding. The annotation marks the transcript as partial.
AUGUUUUUCGAUUUCUCCAGUGCCUUCAAUACCAUACAGCCGCUGCUCCUGAGGGACAAGCUGGAGCACUCGGGAGUGGAUCACCACAUCUCGACCUGGAUACUGGACUACCUCACCAACCGCCCACAGUAUGUGAGGACAAAGGACUGUGAGUCUGACAUGGUGGUCAGCAGUACAGGGGCUCCACAGGGAACAGUCUUGGCUCCUUUCCUGUUCACCCUGUACACGGCAGACUUCAUGUACAGGACAACCAACUGCCACCUGCAGAAGUUCUCCGAUGACUCUGCCAUCGUCGGCCUCAUCACAGACGACGAUGACAGGGAGUACAGAGAACUGAUCCAGGACUUCGUGGACUGGUGUCGGCGGAAUCACCUCCAGAUCAACUCAGGGAAAACCAAGGAGCUGGUGGUGGACUUCCGCAGACGCAGCCACCCCCCCCCAACACCAGUGAACAUCCAGGGAACGGACAUUGAGAGUGUGGUCUCUUACAGGUACCUGGGUGUUCACCUGAACAAUAAACUGGACUGGACUGAUAACACUAAUGCCCUAUACAAGAAGGGUCAGAGCAGGCUCUACCUUCUUAGGAGACUCAGGUCCUUUGGAGUGCAGGGGGACCUGCAGGAUUCAGGAGUGAAGCUUCUGUCUGCUGGACUGAAGAGUCCACACUGUACCCUGGAAACUCUCAGGCUGUCAGGAUGUCUGAUCACAGAGGAAGGCUGUGCUUCUCUGGCCUCAGCUCUGAGCUCCAACCCAUCCCAUCUGAGAGAGCUGGACUUGAGCUACAAUCAUCCAGGAGACUCAGGAGUGAAGCUGCUGUCUGCUAGACUGAAGGAUCCACACUGGAGACUCACCAUCGACACAAACACAGUAAACAGAAAGAUCAAACUGUCUGACAACAACAGGAAGGUGACACAUGUGAAGGAGGAUCAGUCAUAUCCUGAUCAUCCAGACAGAUUUGACCACUGGCCUCAGCUGCUGUGUAGUAAUGGUCUGACUGGUCGCUGUUACUGGGAGGUCGAGUGGAGAAGAAUGGUUGAUAUAUCAGUGAGUUACAGAGGAAUCAGAAGGAAAGGAAACAGAGGAAACUGUGUGUUUGGAGAGAACGAUCAGUCCUGGAGUCUGUUCUGCUCUGAUCGUGGUUACUCUGUUUGUCACAAUAACAGAGCGACACAUUUCUCCUCCUCCUCCUCCUCUUCAUCAUCUUCCUCUGUCUCUCACAGAGUAGCAAUGUAUGUGGACUGUCCUGCUGGCUCUCUGUCCUUCUACAGAGUCUCCUCUGACUCACUGAUCCACCUCUACACCUUCAACACCACAUUCACUGAACCUCUGUAUCCUGGGUUUGGGUUUGGGUUCUGGUGGUCUGGUUCCUCAGUGUCUCUGUGU